Messenger RNA from Suhomyces tanzawaensis NRRL Y-17324, 702 nucleotides. RefSeq lists its product as uncharacterized. The record is from RefSeq and is a predicted model, not a curated record. The coding region runs from base 209 to 565 and encodes 118 amino acids. NCBI's taxonomy places the organism in Eukaryota, Fungi, Ascomycota, Pichiomycetes, Serinales, Debaryomycetaceae. The transcript has a single exon.
UGAGGGAUGGCCCAAAACGGCAAUGAGUCAGAACUAACCGCGUUGUAAGAUCAGUGCAGUUACCCGGAGCGGUGCGCUGGAGGAACAAGGCGUGCGCGGCCCAAAACCACCUGCCAGCCGUGGGUUUAUCUCUCUACCACAGGGAAAGCAUGCCGUUAGUGCUAGAGGGCGUCUCCUGGCUGGUCUGGCGUGCCAACAGGCCCGUCUUAUGGCCUAUCUGAAGCCAAAACGGCCUGAGCUGCCCUACCAACCGAGACUCGCCCGGAUCGAUGGCGGUGACGUAUUCAUCCUACAUGAUUAUGAGCAAUUGGUGCGGGCACUCAUCGACAUCAUCUCGGCACGUGACCCUUGGCCGGAAGAAGUCCACCCACUUCAGUCCGCCAAUACAGUAAUGCGCGAGGACUACACGAGAAAUCGCCUGGCGUCGAAGAAUGGCGGAGGCGCAGAACCUAGUCUGGUUUGGGGACACGAUCUGGCCUUUGUGGCGCCAAACAGGGCCCAGACCAGUUCCUCAGCGUGGAGGCUCCUGGACCGCCAUCGAUGCUGCGCUACCCACCCCGGCUAGACGGCCAUUGGUGUCUGCUACAAGCCUCUGGGGCCUGCUCGUCUUCUUCUCCACUGGUAAAAAAUUGUAGCUGCCCAUUCAUUUGGUGCUCGUGUUGGAUUGCCAAAUCCAUCGAUGCAUCGUGAAAAAUUCCUAGC